AACACACAGGAAUUCAGCUCAGAAAACAGCUGGACUCUGCACAGCUGCACCGCUGAAAUGCGACUGUCUCUAAUUCUUGUGCUGCUCCAGCUGUGGGGCAACGUGGAGGUUUCUCUGUCGCAGAAUGUAUGUUCCAACCCCCCCGUCGUUCCUCACGCCAGCAUCACCGACGAGACCAGAAGAGCCGAGUACCCACUAGGACAAGUAAUCCGUUUCACAUGUGAAACUGGUUAUAUAUCAGGUCCAACCAUCAGAUAUAUGUGCUCGAGCGAAGGCUGGAUGGCUCUUCACAAGGGACCGUGCUACUUGAAGCCAUGCCAACUUCCUGACGACACUCCCAACGGCUACUAUCAGAUCAUCAACGGCGACCACUUUGUUUUCGGAGCAGUCAUCAAAUACUUCUGCAACGAAGGGUAUCAAAUGAUGAGCAAAGAGGACACACGCACCUGUUAUCUGGACAAAUGGACCAAUCAUGUGCCAGUGUGUGAUUCUCUGAGCUGUGAGCCCCCUGUGGAUAGAGAGAUCACAGUAAAAGGUUUACCAGAGAACGACGAGCCCAUACUUCCUGACCGCUUCCUCGAAAUUAGCUGCAAUGUUCCUGGGAAAUAUCUGAACGGCAGCACGAGGCUGAUAUGUGGGAAAGACGGACACUGGAAUCAUCCGCUCCCCACUUGUGAAGACAUCACUUGUAGAGUCGGAGAGAUGCAUCCUAGUCUCAGGGCAGAUGGAUUAUCAUCAGGAAAUAAAACACUGAAGAUGGGACAUAAGUUAAAGUUUCACUGUGAUGAUGACUACAGUCUGGAUGGCGCUGGACAAAUCGAGUGUUUAAAGACUGGGCAGUGGGACGCCCACUUUCCAACUUGCUCUGACAAAUGCAAAUUCACAGGAGCCCCGAACAACAUGAUGGUCCGAGCUGCAGGCUCAAGACGUCAACUAGCUCAAGGAGAAAAGUUGACGUUUUCAUGCCGUCUGGGUGGUGAAACUCUUCGGGGCAAAUCAGAAGUUACAUGUUUGGCAAACGGAGAGUGGAGUGAUCCCUUCCCAACAUGUAGUGCUCCUGUGGGUUGUGAGCGACCACCGCCUCUUGAAAAUGGAGACACCAAGAACUCUGUGAAGUUCAACUACAGACACAAUGAUCAAGUUGAAUACAUCUGUCAGGCUUACCACGUCAUGCAGGGAGGAUCCUUCAAAACGUGCAACAACGGUGAAUGGACCAGAGAGAUCAGAUGCCUCAAACCCUGCCCUGUGGACGAAGAAGCUUUAAGGACACGUAACAUUGCAUUCAGAUUUAGCCGAAAGGGUAGAAUGUAUUCAACCCACGAUGAUUCGAUCGAAUUCUCCUGCACCAGUGGAAGAACUGUCGGCUCCGUGGGGAUGCGUCAAAGGUGCGUGGACGGCGUGAUGCAGCUGCCCUCGUGCCAAUAAAGACUUUCUAGUCCAAUGGAUGUGAUAAACACUGAGGGUUAUAGGGUCAUAACUACAGGAACUGGUGUACGUCAUCGUGCUGUGUGUCAUUUUAAUAAGAACUGUUCUGCCUCAAAAUGACAAUAAAGUGUGUUGUAGUAUUCCACUUUGACUUUUUGUUGUGCUGAGAGGAAGAAAACACACAAUUAACUGCAAAUGUAACUGUUAUUUUUGUUAGAUUCCCUGAGAAAUUAAGACUUUUGGUAUAGAUUUGGUUUAAAAGGGGAGAAGGUGAAAGCUUAACGUAAAUUUACGUCAAACGUAAAUUGAGACUUUUUGCUUCAUACUGGAAAAAAUUUAUUACUGUUUGUCACGCCCCAGAGAGCAGGUUUUGGUUUUUCUAAUUAAUAAAAAAUAAUGUGAGUAUAUAUAUAAAGACAAUUGUGUGAUAUCAACAGUAAAGGUUUGUUGCUACACUGUAUUGCUGUCAAUAAAAACAUAUUAAUCGAU
This is a messenger RNA of Limanda limanda (common dab), 1914 nucleotides long. Its product is annotated as complement factor H-like. The record is from RefSeq and is a predicted model, not a curated record. The transcript has 9 exons. Bases 58 to 1425 code for a protein of 455 amino acids. NCBI's taxonomy places the organism in Eukaryota, Metazoa, Chordata, Actinopteri, Pleuronectiformes, Pleuronectidae.